Xiphias gladius (swordfish) is the source of this 3154-nucleotide messenger RNA. RefSeq names its product olfactomedin-like 3b (gene olfml3b). The record is from RefSeq and is a predicted model, not a curated record. Gene Ontology annotation, biological process: signal transduction. NCBI's taxonomy places the organism in Eukaryota, Metazoa, Chordata, Actinopteri, Istiophoriformes, Xiphiidae.
AUGUUUUUGGCUCCUCCCAGACAGCUAAGUAAAACAUUCCAGCCCACCUCUGGGAAUCUGCUGGCUGCUCCACACACUCCCACUGAACUCCAGUCAAUUUUACAGGAGCUAAAGAGACUGAGCUGAAACAAAAUGAGAGGACUUGUUGUCUUGGUUACUUUGGCCUGCUUUGCCACCGCUCAGCACCAAGCACUGAUUGACUAUUUGGAGCGGAGGCUGCUUGCUAUUGAGGACCGGAUCUCUCUAUGGCACGAACAGACCACCCGCUACGCCUCAGAGCUGCGGGAGCUGAAGCAACAAAUGGUUUCCCAGCUGGAGAACCUGGACAAAGAGAAAGAGGCUCUGCGAAUGAAUCUGGACAGUGUGGGGACGAGGGUGGACCGGGUUGAGCGUGAGCUGGACUACCUGGAGACUCAGAACGGGGCUCAGCCGUGUGUGGAUGUGGACGACAAGCUGAUAGAACAGCAGGUGACUCUGUUGACGGAGAAGCAGAAGGCCAAAUAUUCAAAACUCUCAGACUGCAGCCACAUGAUCUCCAGUAUAAAAGCCAUGAAGAUCUUGAAGCGAGUUGGAGGGUCGAAGGGCUCGUGGAGCAAAGACAUCAGCAGAGGCUCUGGGAAGGUCUACAUUUUUAAUGGGACAGAUGACGAAACCAUCCAUGAGUUUUCCUCUGUGCAAGACUUCGCCCGCUCGCUCGGCAUGUCUCUGUCCAAGACCCUGAAGCUGCCGUCAGCCUGGAAGGGAACAGGACAUGUCAUCUACAACAAUCACGCCUAUUAUAUAAAUCAGGUUGAAGAGGUAGUUGUGGUUAAAUAUGACAUGAAGAACAAGUCUCUGACGGACAGCGCAGUGUUUCCUGUCCAGGACCAUGUCCCAGUGUACAGCCUGAACCCUGAGACAGUGAUGGACCUGGCUGUGGAUGAGGAAGGCCUGUGGGCCAUUUAUGCCACACGGCAGAAUGAGAGGCACAUCUCUCUGGCUAAAAUGGACGCCAACUCACUGGACAUUGAGCAUAUGUGGGACACAAACUGUCCCAGAGAGAACGCAGAGGCGGCCUUUGUCAUCUGUGGCACUCUGUAUGUGGUGUACAACACCAAGCAGCCCGGUCGCUCACGUGUGCAGUGUGUGUUUGACGUCAAUGACAUGGUGACCAACGAAAACGCACCACUGGUUUACUUUCCAAAACGCUACGGAGCUCAUUCCAGUCUGAAGUACAACCCACGGGAGCAGCUGCUCUAUGCCUGGGAUGAUGGCUACCAGAUCCUGUACAAGCUCAUCAUGAAAAAGAAACUAGAAAUUUGAGCCAUCCUCCCAAAGCUCCAACUAACCCAUCCACCAACCCUUAAAGGACUAUAUCAGUUUUUUUGCAAGUUUUAGCUCCUUACAGAUCAUGUAUAUUUAAUAUAACCGGUGAGCAUUUUACGAGCGGUGAUUGAUAAUUUCGUGGCCUAAUGUAGAAGGAGAUGCGUUAUACAGCUCUCGUUGCAAGCAUGUGCAGUUCAACUCUUUGAGGGACUAUGCAUAAAAAUUUGAACUUAGUAACUUUUGUGGUAAUUGAAAGUUACCAUUGACAAGAUGUUGACGGGAUCCAUAUGCUCCACGACCGCUGGAAUAAGUGUGUAAAUGUAGGUGGGGAGUUUGUUGAAAAACAAUUGUGCUAGCUUUUCUAAAAUUGACACCUUUUACCUUAAACCACGAACUUAUCAAUCACCCCUCGUAUAAUGUAAUGCUGUGGGUUUUUUGUUACUUGUAAGGCAGCCAGUAGUUUUGGUCGUAUACUAUUGCAACUUGUGAGAAAUGUAUAAUCACAGUAAAAAUCAAGUCCACUUUUUUUUUGUUGUAGUAAAUAGGGUAAAAAUGCGAAAUUACUGGUAUGUUCUUUGAUGAUCAGAAAAGGUUUAAAUGUGCUGAAUUGUCCUUUCACACAUUUUCAGAUCUGAACAUUAGACAUAUUUCCAGAUCUGAGGCACAGUGUGUCAUGGUUGCCAACAUCUUAUUUCUAAUCAGUCACUGCACUACACUUCCAUCUUUACAGUCCUCUCUGUGUCUACUGGUGGUUCGACUUGAAUAGAUUUACUGUACUUACCUGUGAUCUCUUGUGCUACUGUCAGUUUCUAAAAUUGUUCGAAGCGCUUUUCUUUUUGUUCACGCCAAUAUUUCACAUCAUGCUUAUAAAUCAGUACAAUACACUUUACCACUCACUUUGCUGACACUUUGCUGUCCGAAUAAAUUGUGACAGCUUAAAUCUUGGUAGCCUCGCUGAGUGCAUAAAAGAGUGCAUAUAACCACUCCCGUUUGUCAUUUCCAUAUUAAUCAGAUUCAUUGUACCUUAGUCCUGUCACCCACUGGUCAUGUGCACCCUCUUGCAAUUGUUCACCCCCAGGGGAAGACACUGAGUUUGAGAACCAUGGCUUUAUGGGGAGUAAAAGACAAAGGUAACAGUUAGUAUAGCACCCAUAAUAAGUCAGGCUAAAUAAAGGCGUUAGUGUCGCUGAGCAAGUCAAUAUAUAACAUUUAUUAUAUUCAAUAAAAAGUCAAGCUUAGUUCAGAAGGUAGCAUCGCAAAUAAACAUUAUCUUUCAUUGAAUUUCAUUUUGCAGCUUUAUUAAUUUAACAGUUUCAACAAAUUUCAAGUGUUUGGAAAACCAGCAACUAUCAUCAUCAAAAUAGCUGCGGUGUUGUCACUUCCAAAGCAGCCACAACAAUGUUGUCACAAAUGCAAGAAACAGCUAGCUGGCUAGCACUAAUAUAUUUCUCUCUUAAUGCCUCAUGUGUACUUUUCUCACAAGUCCUGCAUAUAUGUAUUUUGUGGUGUUCACUUUUUACUAAAUGCUAUCACCAAAAUUAACAAAGAGCUCCACUAUUUGAAUUAUGCCUCUCAUAUAAUGCAAUUGUUUAUUACUAAUUUAUAUCUGAGAAAAACACCUGUUUCUUACUGUUUGCUUAUAAUAAUGCUAAUGUUCCCACAAUUUCUAAUUAUUGUUCAUUAAGAAAAUAAAUGGCAAACUGCACCUGUUAAAGCAAAGAGUCUCUUUCUACGUACAGUAUGUAGAGAUACAAACAUAUUUAAGCCACUGUAGGAUCUGAACAUUUAAGACUUUUUCUGUUUUCUCUGUUGCUAUACCACUUUUUUUUUUUUUUAAUUUCACCCUGGU